UGAGAGAGCAGCACAUUGUACCGACUCCACUCAAGACACCGAUCUGUGUUUACACCAGGGAAUAAAGGGAGCACAUCAGAGACAGAGACUCUGACGACUGCAGCAGGAUGUCAGCUUACAACUGCUCUUUUGAUCUAAUGGCUGAAAAAGGCAGUUGGCUUUGUCCUCCGGAGGAAAAGUGUGUCAAUCUGACCUCUGUGGUAAACGGAAGCCACAUCGAUCUGGAUGACGCAUGUCUAACAGAGGAAGGGUACCUGGAGAAAUAUCUGGGGCCUCGUCGAUCAACUGUGUUCCUCCCCAUCUGCCUCAUCUACCUGGUCAUCUUCCUGGUAGGUGUGGUGGGGAAUGUGUUGACGUGCACUGUAAUUGCACGCAACAAAGUGAUGUGGACGCCAACAAACUACUACCUGUUCAGCCUGGCGGUGUCAGACCUGCUGGUGCUGCUGCUCGGCAUGCCGUUAGAGCUGUAUGAGCUAUGGCAGAACUACCCCUUCCUCCUGGGGAAGGGCGGCUGCUACUUUAAAACAUUCCUAUUCGAGACUGUUUGCUUGGCGUCUAUCCUCAACGUUACAGCGCUGAGUGUGGAGCGUUACAUCGCUGUGGUGCACCCGCUUCGUGCAAAGUACGUCGUAACGCGCACCCAUGCCAAGCGGGUCAUCCUUACAGUGUGGGGUGUGUCUGUGUUGUGUGCUUUGCCAAACACAAGUCUGCAUGGGAUCGACGUCCUUCACAGUCGCCUCAGUCGCCCCGAUGGGAACAUUACUGUUGAGAUCCCUGACUCAGCGAUCUGUACAUUGGUGAAACCACGCUGGAUGUACAACCUGACCAUCCAGGUGACCACCUUGCUAUUUUUCAUGCUGCCCAUGCUCACCAUCAGCGCCCUCUACAUGCUCAUCGGGCUGCAGCUGAAGCAGGAGAAGAUGCGUCAGACACUGGAGGCGAAGACGGGCUUUGGACAGGACAGCUUCUGUAACAUCCGAACACAGCAGCAGAAAGCACGUCGCCGGCAGGUCACCAAAAUGUUGUUUGUUUUAGUGGUGGUUUUUGGGAUCUGCUGGGCCCCAUUUCACACGGACCGCCUCAUGUGGAGUUUCAUCAAUGACUGGACCGACAGCCACCGGGAAAUUUUCCAGUAUGUGCACAUCAUCUCUGGAGUGUUUUUCUACCUCAGCUCAGCGGUCAAUCCCAUCCUGUACAACCUCAUGUCCACACGUUUUAGAGAAAUGUUCAAGGAGGUCAUGUGCCAUCGGCCACAUCACAUCACGCCCAGAAAACAUUCGCUCAGUGUCACGCGGGUGACACUCCGCAGCACACUGAGUGAUGUGCCACUUGGCAACGGAGCCGCUGUUGUUGAAGCCGAGGCAGAAGAUGGAGACGUGCGGAUGAAAGACGAGACCACUUUUACGUGUUAAACACAAAUUAAAGAGGAAAAUGGCAAUCUGUUUGGAAAGACUGUCCCGUUCUGAGCUACUCCAUCCGUCAACUAUCAUCAUCAUCCACUUUGAACAGGUGCAUCAGCGAAAAAGUGUUCAGAUUAUGCUGCUUUUAAAAACUUCAUCCAUAACUCACCAACUCAUAUACUGAAGUUAAACUCCAGACCCUUUUUAAAUGCUUUUACACUAUAAUGUCAUCUCAAGUUUGCCAACAAAAAUAACUUGUUCACUGUAUAAAAGCCAAAUGAAAUGAAAAGUCGUGUUUCUUAGCAAUUCAGUUUCAGUGAUGACAAAACCAUUUACAGAAUGAGGUGGAUCAGUGAGUACAUAAGUCAGUCCAAGCCAGAGAGAGUUUGGUCACUUUUUAUAUACAUGUAUUAUAAAUACAGUAAGUAAAUGUGAAACACAAUACCGUAAAGUAACAAUGAAGUGUAUAAAAGUAUAAAAAUGGUGAUGGAUGGAUAUAAGAUAAUACACACUGAAUGUUCUGUUUUGUUUAUGAUAAUGCUGCUGUAUUUAUAUAUGAUGUAAGAGGAAAGCUACGUUUUAUGUACAGUGUAUUUAUAUGAAAUCAUUUGUGUUAUACAUGUCAAAGUUUCUUAUCACUUGUAACGACUUUUAACGUGGAAAUGAUGUUGUAUGUAUCUAUUUUAUGAUCGUUUUUAGCUAAUGUAAAGUAUCUUUGAGUACUAUGAAACAUAUUAAACAUGUUACUAUUGUUCUAUAAGGAUAGCCUAUAUAAUGUAUUCAUGUUCAGAUAACAAAAAUGCUUGUCAACCUUGUGUACUAUUUUCACUAGUGUUUACAUGUGAAAGUUAUUUAUGCCAAAUGUCUUAAAGGAGAAGUCCG
Epinephelus lanceolatus (giant grouper) is the source of this 2282-nucleotide messenger RNA. RefSeq names its product neuromedin U receptor 1a (gene nmur1a). The record is from RefSeq and is a predicted model, not a curated record. Gene Ontology annotation, biological process: neuropeptide signaling pathway. NCBI's taxonomy places the organism in Eukaryota, Metazoa, Chordata, Actinopteri, Perciformes, Serranidae. Gene Ontology annotation, molecular function: neuromedin U receptor activity. Gene Ontology annotation, cellular component: plasma membrane.